UGCGCUUACAUCUGACCGGAAUACCCGGUACCGGGUAUGCCACAUCGUUGGUUUCAGUGAGAAUUUACAUCUCAAGGUAGUACGAUGGAUACAUUUUUGAAAAUCGUCUGGCUGCUUGUGUCAGCACUGUCCCAGUCAACGUUACAGCUGACACUCCAACGUAAAUUCGCCGAGACUCGGCAAGCGGCUACUAAUUACGACACAUCGUAUGAUGCCAAAUAUAAAUACGAAAUCAAAACAUUUGACGUGCGCGUGGAUCACUUUAGCUUUACCAUAGACCAUACCUUUAAAUUAAGAUAUCUUAUUAAUGAUACUUGGAGAACAGAAGAUGAUGCUCCCAUAUUUUUCUACACUGGAAAUGAAGGCAGAAUUGAAGUUUUUGCUGAAAAUACGGGCUUUUUAUGGGAAACUGCUCAACAAUUCGGUGCACUAGUGGUUUUCGCAGAACACCGUUAUUAUGGCGAGUCGUUGCCUUUUGGAAACAAGUCCUUUGCUGAUCCACAGCAUUUGGGAUAUCUGACAUCUCAGCAAGUUCUGGCCGAUUACGUGGAACUUAUUCAAUACCUAAGGUCAAAGCCGGGAUACAAGCGUAGUCCGGUGAUACUUUUCGGCGGCUCAUAUGGUGGUAUGCUGAGCGCUUGGAUGCGUAUGAAGUACCCUCAUAUUGUUCAAGGUGCAAUUGCAGCCUCUGCUCCGAUUUUACAAUUCACCGGCAUCGUAAAAUGCGAGGCAUUUGCCCGGAUAGUAACGUCGGAUUUUCGCGCUUCGAAUCCGACAUGUGCCAAACUUAUUCGGCAAUCGUGGAACACGAUAACCGAAGUAACCUCAAACGACGAGGGUAAAAAGUGGUUAUCGGACAACUGGAAGUUGUGUGAACCACUGAAGACUGCGGAGCAUGUGAAGACAUUGAAAGAUUUCCUACAGGAAGUCUACACAGACCUGGCUAUGGUCGACUAUCCAUAUGAGACUAAUUUCUUAACACCGUUGCCGGGCAAUCCGAUCAAUGUUUUCUGUCGGCACUUGACGAAUUCUUCGUUGACGGGAAAACCUCUAUUAUUAGCGCUUCACGGAGCUGUCAGUAUUUACACGAACUAUACCGGUAAAGCAACUUGCAUCUCUACUGAGAAUGCGGAACCAGGCUUGGACGCAGCUCAAGGAUGGGAUUAUCAGGCGUGUACAGAAAUGGUGAUGCCGAUGUGUCCCGACGGUGUCAACGACAUGUUUGAGCCGUCAAAAUGGGAUUUCAAGGAUUACAAUAAUACUUGCUUCAAGAAAUAUUCAGUGACUCCGCAACCUCACAGAGUUUGUCAGCAGUAUGGUUGCGAAAAUCUUUCUACCGUGACUAACAUCAAUUUUAGCAACGGAUUGCUAGAUCCAUGGACGAGCGGAGGUGUGCUGCGGAACUUGUCUUCGUCAGCGAUAGCUAUCUUAAUCCCAGAUGCCGCGCAUCAUCUCGAUUUACGGGAGAGCAACAGCAAUGAUCCGUACAGCGUCAUUCUCACACGCAAGUUCCAUCGGUACUCUAUCAAAAAGUGGAUUGACGAAUAUCGCUAGAAUGAGACUUCUGAAACGAAGUUCGAUAGAAAAAGCUGUUUUGGAAUUAUUGAGAAUAAUUACUUAUACGCCCGUCCAUUUUCUCUCGAAACUCUUUAUUUCGCAAAAAUGAUAAAUACAAGAACUAGACGCGUACACUGCGACAACAAUAAAUAUCUAGCAGUGCUAUGGGCUGCUUAUAAAAUUAAAUAAAGCGUCGACAAAGCUCCAUCGAAAACAUACGCGAAAAUAUUUCGAUAUCACAGUAAAUAAUAAAUGCGCUUGCUUCGUCAGGCAUUAUAAAUAAGACAUAAAAAAAUUCGAUAGGGUAUAAGAUGCUUUCGAGACAAUGCGAAAGUCUGAAACACAUCUCAAUAGGAAAUCUGAAAGAUUAGACUGUCUUUCAAUAAUUCUCAUUUGGAUACUACUAGAGCACAUCAAAAUCGUCGUUUCUUCAAAUAAGAAUUCGUAAAACGCCACUAUCGAGAUUACUUAAUGCUAAUACUUGACAGUAAUUGUAAGUAUGCGCUGUAUCAGUUUCCCUAAUUAUUUCUUUAUCGUAUUUUAUGCGACGAAGAAAUCAUGUAGGACGUGAGCGAAUAAGGUUACCAAUUACCAAAGAUGUACGAAUCUCGAAAUAUAGACAAAACUUUUCUUAAAAAAGA
Molecule: messenger RNA, 2198 nt
Organism: Harpegnathos saltator (Jerdon's jumping ant)
Lineage: Eukaryota; Metazoa; Arthropoda; Insecta; Hymenoptera; Formicidae
Product: lysosomal Pro-X carboxypeptidase
Exons: 7
Coding region: 85-1554 (489 amino acids)
Biological process (GO): proteolysis
Molecular function (GO): serine-type exopeptidase activity; dipeptidyl-peptidase activity
Source: RefSeq, a predicted model, not a curated record